This is a messenger RNA of Phalacrocorax carbo (great cormorant), 869 nucleotides long. The record is from RefSeq and is a predicted model, not a curated record. NCBI's taxonomy places the organism in Eukaryota, Metazoa, Chordata, Aves, Suliformes, Phalacrocoracidae.
UCAGGCGUCAUCAUCCCGCGCCGCCGAGGCGCCCCGCCGAGGGCUGGCGGGGCCGGGGGUCUCGCCGCCCCCCGCCCCAGGGCACCCCCCCGCGUGCCCCCCGCCGCCGGGACGAUGCUGUUCUCCCUGCGGGAGCUGGUGCAGUGGUUGGGCUUCGCCACCUUCGAGAUCUUCCUCCACGGCCUGGCGCUGCUGGCCUUCUCGGUGCUGCUGGUGCUGAAGGUGGACGGCGAGGCCGCGGCGCUCUCCUGGUGGCUCGUCUUCGUCCCCUUCUUCGCCGCCGACGGCCUCAGCACCUACUUCACCACCAUCGUCUCGGUGCGGCUCUUCCAGGACGGUGAGAAGCGCCUGGCCGUGCUGCGGCUCUUCUGGAUCCUCACCAUCCUCAGCCUUAAGUUCGUCUUCGAGAUGCUGCUGUGCCAGAAGCUGGUGGAGCACACCCGGGAGCUCUGGUACGGGCUCAUCAUGUCGCCUGUCUUCAUCCUCCUCCAGCUGCUCAUGAUCCGAGCCUGCCGGGUGAACUGACGGCAAGGGAGCGGGCUCCGGGUCACCGCCCUCGCCCCGGCCGGGGACGCGCCCGGCUCACCAGGGAGCCCUGGACUCGUAGUGACGGUCAUCGGGCUUUUUCCCAACCUUUAUUUCUGUAUGGAGUGGCAGGUUACGCAGGGACGGCACUGUGUGAGCAAGGGUCUGUAAUUAAGCAUGCUGCUGUGUUGCAUAGCGUCGUGUUUCUUCGAAAGAUCCCUUUGUGCCGCAUCCCUAUUGCAAUUCACUCAGCUCUUGGUGUUAGUCUUAAAGUACCCCACCGCGCAAGCACUGUUUGAUACACCAGUUAUUUUAUUUUAAAAUAAAAAUGCACGGAAGGAUUA